This is a messenger RNA of Rosa rugosa (rugosa rose), 978 nucleotides long. RefSeq names its product heavy metal-associated isoprenylated plant protein 27-like. The record is from RefSeq and is a predicted model, not a curated record. Lineage: Eukaryota; Viridiplantae; Streptophyta; Magnoliopsida; Rosales; Rosaceae. Gene Ontology annotation, molecular function: metal ion binding. The transcript has 2 exons. Bases 23 to 460 code for a protein of 145 amino acids.
UUGGCCGCCCCUGCAUAUACUGAUGGUCUAUAUCUUGCAGCCAAAUCAUGCUUUUUUUGGGAGUAUCUCAAGCUUGCCAAUGGGUUUUCUCAGUAAAGUCUCCGAGCUCCGUGCUAGGGCUCGGAGUCAUAAAAAGCUCAAGAAGAACAAGCAGCUACAGACUGUGGAGAUAAAAGUGAAGAUGGACUGCGAAGGUUGCGAGAUAAGAGUGAAGAAAUCAGUGGAAGGCAUGAAAGGAGUCACAAGUGUUGAAGUGGAUCCCAAGCAAAGCAAGCUCACUGUUAUUGGCUAUGUGGACCCCAACAAGGUGUUGCAUCGUGUCAGGCAUCGAACGGGGAAGAAGGCGGAUCUGUGGCCGUAUGUACCAUACGACUUCGUCAAGCAUUCAUGGGCUCCCGGGGCUUAUGAUAGGAAGGCACCACCUGGGUACGUGAGGAACUUGCUGAAUGACCCUGACUAGACCUGUAAAUGGACCGGGUUUGGAUCGGAUCGACCUAAAUCCAAAUCCUUUCACUAAAAGAAAAAACUCGAUCCAAACCCGCUCCGCUAACCCGGCGGAUCAUUGAUAGCUCGAUCCAAAUCCGUAUCCACUGGAUUAACAGAUACCUGAUCCGCUAAUCCGAUCCGUUUAUAAUUUCAAAUAUUUUUAAAUUUCUAUUGUUCUACACCGUUCUUACCCUUUUGGUCAACUAAACAUGCAAACCUUUAUUGAUAAAUGAUAAAGCUUCUUGGAGUCUUGGCAUUCUUGACAUGUUUUGUUGAUAAUGUAUCUUGAAUCUUGGGAUAUGUCCAUUUUUAGACAUGUUUUUUUUAUAAUGCCGUUUAUGCUUAGAUUCCUACAAAAACAUUGUUUUAAAAAUUUGUAAUAUUUAUAUAUUUUUUAAAAUAAUAUAUUAAUAAAAAUAAUAUUUUAUUAUUACGAAAACGGGUUGGAUCAUUAACGAAUCGGAUCGACCUAAAAUAAUAAUAUAAUAUUUU